AGCGGUACGAUCAAAGAAACUCCCUGUUCAGUUUAAACGGCAUUCGGCUCGUAUCGCGUAUUCGUCACUAUUCCGUCUGAACGGUUAAUUAAUAAAAAGUGUGUAUUUUGUUUUUUGAUUAAAUUUUUUGUGGUUUUAAUUAUUACUGACUCGUAAUUAUGGAGUGGACUGACGAAGUAUGCUUACAAUUAAUACACUUAUAUAAAAUGAGACCGAUUCUUUGGGAUCCUACUGAUCCUCAAUAUAAAAUGGGCAAGAAAAAAUUAGAUUUUUGGACGGAAAUAAGCAAAGAACUUAAGUUAGAUGUAAAUGAAGUGAGGAAAAAGAUGGACAGCCUUUUAGCUUCUUUCCGAAGAGAAAGGCAACUGGAAGCCAGCAGUGGACGUUCAGGAGCUGGAACAGAUGAGAUUUAUCAUUCAAAAUGGUUUGCGUUUGAGGAAAUGAAGUUUUUGAAUGAUAAAUUUAAACCUCGGAUUACCAAAGAUACUAUUGAUCCAUCUGCCACACACAAAGAACAUGAUGAACCACGUGAAGCUAUUGAAAUCGUCGAAGAUCUAACUGAAGAUGAUAGAGAACGUGACACAAAUGAAGAACAACCUCAAAAAGAAAAAGUUUUUGUUUCACCCCAAAAACCCACAGGAUUAAAAAGAAAAAAAGUUCAAGAAGACCCUAGAAUAGCAGAAACGUAUCAAAUAAUAAAAGAAAUUUCCAAUAAAAGGCAAACACCAAAAGUGAAGAGCGACAAUACUGUUUUCGGGGAGUAUGUUGCUAGUAAACUGGAAUUAUUUGAUCAACACACAAAGACAAUACUUCAACAUCAAAUAAGUAGUCUGAUUUGUUCCGCUGAAAUCAACUAUAUUCAUAAUCAUAACAAAACUGGCAAUCAAGCUCUUCAACUCAAUAUUAAUAAUCAGCCUUCAGCUAAUACAAUGUUAUUUUCAUCUCCACUGUCAUCACCAAGUUCAUCAUCUCUUCAUUCAAUACCUUCAAUUCAACCACAG
This is a messenger RNA of Myzus persicae (green peach aphid), 1001 nucleotides long. RefSeq lists its product as uncharacterized. The record is from RefSeq and is a predicted model, not a curated record. The transcript has 2 exons. The annotation marks the transcript as partial. NCBI's taxonomy places the organism in Eukaryota, Metazoa, Arthropoda, Insecta, Hemiptera, Aphididae.